Messenger RNA from Manduca sexta (tobacco hornworm), 4829 nucleotides. RefSeq lists its product as uncharacterized. Lineage: Eukaryota; Metazoa; Arthropoda; Insecta; Lepidoptera; Sphingidae. Gene Ontology annotation, molecular function: zinc ion binding; mRNA binding. The transcript has 3 exons. Gene Ontology annotation, biological process: negative regulation of translation; oogenesis. Gene Ontology annotation, cellular component: perinuclear region of cytoplasm. Bases 85 to 921 code for a protein of 278 amino acids. The record is from RefSeq and is a predicted model, not a curated record.
UAAUAAUGGCGAUAAAGUGUAAAUACAUCGAAAAAAGUUUGUAAAAAUGAAAAUACACUGAAAAAACUUUAAUUUUCAGACACUAUGUAUCCAACCAAAGCGGUUAUGGAUUACAUGUCUGAAAUGAACCGACUUUUUCCAAGGAACGAGAUAAACGAUGUAUACCGGCCCAGCCACACUCUAUCUCCAUUCACGCAGACUACUCCAGUCAAGUCUUCAAGUUCUACGGAAUCCACCCCGCCUGACAUCUACCCUGAGAUUACACCCACGCCACGUGAUUACGAUACACCGUACAUAGUCCGACGCCAACGUCCAAUUAUUGGCCGCCGACUCAUGACUGACACACCAACAUUGGACCAAACACCAAAGUCUCCCAAAAGCAAUGACUACAACAUUUGGCAGUACGAUGAGACAUUACAAAACUAUGCAGAGCAAAGAUCGAGAGCCUUCUACGAGCUUUUCCCGUCUGAGAAAAAAGUGUUCGAAUUUCAAACUCCUGUCAAAAAUCCUGACUGGAAUGUCUCUCCAAAUAAACUCACAGUGUCUCCAUCAAGCAUUCCAAAUUUAAAUUUAACUCCAUACUCACCUUCGCCUUGUAAUAUCAGCACUCCAGUGUACAUUCCCAGCACUUCUAAGUACCCUGAUAGGCCUAAAGUGUGUACUUUUUGCCGCAAGAAUGGGGAGACACCACUAGUGUAUACAACACACACUGUUAAGCAAAUGGUAGGUGAGAAGAAUAUAGUGUCGUGUCCGAUACUACGGUCUCAUGUAUGCUCUACUUGCGGCGCUUCGGGAGACGACGCUCAUACUAUCACAUACUGUCCAGUGCUGCGCAGCUCCAACAAUGGAUGUCCACUGCAGUCCACCACCAUCACAUUGAAGAACACCAGGGUCAAAAGCAAUGGUAAGAGAAGAUAUUGAGGGGUGAUGGGUUAUCCGCAACUAUUUUGCAUUAUAUGCACAACAUAGAUGUCAAAUCUACAGCCAUUCGAAAUAUUGUGCAGUGAAGCAGUUACCAUAGUGCAAGUACUUGCAUGUAUGACGUAACAUUUGCAAUCAGAGUUACAAAAUUGCAACUAAUAUAAUAAAUUUUUAAUUGAAAAGUACUUAAUCACAUUUAUGGACAGUUGCUUAUUAAAAAAAUAACCAAAAAAAUAUCUAUUCACCAAGGGUACCUACACUAGACUGACUAUGCCAGUACCUUGGGAUACCAUUAAAAAUAAAAUCAUAUAAUUUGAUACUAAGAAAACAAAAUUAUUGACAUUCAUGUUUACUUUCCACUUAUGUUAUAAAGUCCUGACAUAUAUGCAACUUGCAUUAUGGAAGCUAGAUUUUGCUUACAUGCAUCUUGAUGGUUUGCUUUAGGUGUGCAAUCUCUUCAAUUUUAUCCUAAAAGGAUCAUUUUGACAUUGCUUUAAUAAACGAAAACAUAUACUUAUUUUUACUCUUGUUGACAUGCUAAAAAUCAUCCAUAAAGUAUAUUUACACCAAAAAAGUAAGUUUACUUUUCUGAUUUUUAAUCUUUUAGUUUAGAGUGAAUAUUCCGUGCGCGUGAGAGUAUUUCUGACCGAUAAGGUAAUGUUGCUGCUAUAUUCUCUUAGUAGUGGCAUUAGGGCGUGUUGAAGUUACUUAUUAUUGAUAUUUAAUUUGUUAAACUUAAACUUUUAUUCCACAUCUAAUAUUAGGAGUAACAAUUAGUAUUAUUUGUAAAGAAGAAGUAUAUGGUUUCAUUUAUUAAUACUAUAUCAAAAUGACCCUAUAUACAUCAUAAGGUUGCUUUUGAUCUGUUAUGAUAACAAUUUAUAUUGUACUGCAUGCGGUGAUCAUUUACAAAAAUGGCAUAAUAAUUCUCAUUAGAAUAGUUGUUUGCUAUCAUUUAUCUAAAGUUAAGGGCAUUCCAAACAUUUGCUUUCAAAUUUGACAUGUUUUCGACUCCCUUUAAUACAGGCAAUGGUGAUGUUAGUAUUAUGCACAUAUUAAUUCAAGUAAUAUUAAUUGGUUUGAUUUUAUGUUUUUUUUAGAAUGCAUGGUUUAAAAUAUUUUUUAAAUAAGGUUACAUAUUAAUUAAAAUGGUAUAGAGGAAUAUUGACUGAUAAUUUUAGGAAUAAUAAGUACCUGUACAAUGCAGGCAUAGAUCUAAGGGAGACGGGCGGGGGUCACGGCCCACGAAUAUUAGAGCCACGUGACAAUUGUCCCACAGUAUUAAAUAGAAAUUAUAGUAACAACCUCUUCCCAUGUUGGGUAAUUUUGUUACAAAUUAUUGAAGUAAGAUUAGUUUUAAGGACAUUUUUAUAGCUUUGACCAUGUGUAAUUUUGGACUGUUUUUUUACUUUAAUCAUGUUUAUGUUUUCUGACAACCUAGAUAUCAAUCAUGACUAAUCUUAUUACUGAUAAAUGGCAUAACUUUACCGCUCGAUAUGACGAUAGAAGAAAAGCAUGCAUAGAUUUUCUUUUUAAUGUAUCAUCUAUAAGUUAUAUAUCACAUUAAUUAACAAAAAAAAAAACAAUUUAACUAUCUCAAUCGCUAUCUUAGAAUCGAUCCUGAGAACAAUAAGUUUUAAAUCAAUAAUGACGAAAAACAAUAAUGAUUAUCAAACCAAUCUAAACUAGUUAUCUGUAUGUCAAACUUAUUCAGGUUGGCGUGGUUCGAUUGGCAUGUUAAACACUUAUUCUGCAUGGUUAAUUUUUACGAUCGAUCCGAAGAAAGCCGUUAUUUGAAAGCGCAAAGUACAAUAACCAAUGUUAGUGUUACAAUGGGUAGUCAGUCCAUUUACCGUCACUUGUUAUCAGCGCUCAAUUUAUGUGGUAAUUGGUCUUACAUGAUUGCUCAUUCAUUCAAGUUUGGUACCUAUGUAUAAUUUGAUACAUUUGACAAAUACAGUUAACAAUACCCAAGUAUUUUGACUAGAAUUUUUAAAAAUUAUAAAUGUAGACUUAUUACAAAUUGUGUUUGGAUUUUAUUAUAUUUGACAAAUUAUGAUCGUAACAAUUUUUAGAAAUCAUGUUUAAAUAUGAGACUGAAUAACGUAUCAACGUAAUUACUUACAUAGUAUUCUGCAAUAUAAAAUAAAGAUACAUUAGUACAAUAACAGACAUACUAUUAAAAAACUGAGAUUUCAACAUAGCUUAUAAUUAAAAUUUCUUUGUAUAUAAUUUUCUAUUUCUUUUUAUUUUAAAUAACUGUAUCUACCUGUAAGGUAGCAAAAAAGAAACUAUAUAGUAUUUAAGUUAUUUUUUAUUAUGCACCUUUAGAUUUGUAUAUCUAUCGAAACAUUUUUGAUUUUGCAAACAGAUUACGUUUUGGAAUAAUGAGCGUACAGGAUACUUCACUGCUUCCUUAAUAGUAGAAGAUAAAGAGUUUCAAAUAUAUAUGUAUUUUAGUAAUUUUAGAAUUACAUUUUACACGAAUUCCUGCCACAGAAGAGGCAGAAUAAACGAAAAAAUUGUUCUUCUUGCCUGUAUUUUAUCAAAGCAAUACACUUAAUAGAUUUUUUUAUUUAUGAUUGAAGGAACUUUGUGUAAAAUAAGUUAUAAUGAUUUACUGUAAGCAAUAUGGUUGUGUACUAAGUUUCGUAAUGCUUCUUAGAAAGCCUAUAUAAAAAAAAUAUGUCAUUCAGGUUUGAUCAUGUUAAAUUAUUUGUUUAUUCCAUUAUUGAUUUGUAAUAUGAAUUAAAUUAAAAUACAAAACUCCAGUUCAGUAUUUUAACUAUAUUGGCAACGCAAGUUUUUAAGAAAAUAAUUACUUUGCAUUAAAUUUUGCAUGAGCAAACAUUAAAAUGGAAAUUAGAUACAAUUUUCAAUUUUAAUCUAAACAAUAUUUGGAAGGUUUAUUCGACUUCUCAUUAACAAUUUUUAACACUAAUUUCGAAAUUGUUAAUAAUUUCGGAAUCAUUUAAUGAUUCAAUGGUUUAACAAAAUAUUUAAUAUAAUUUCUUCAGUUACAAUACUACAACAUUUGUAACAAUAAUGUUUUUAAAUAUUUGAUUGUAUGAAAUAUGUAUAUGUGGCGAAACACAAAACAUGAUAGUUAAAGUUAUCUUUAAUGUGAUGUUUAAAAAAGUGGUUAUUUGCUAAUAAUUGAUUACAAAAAUGUUUUUAAGAAACAUUGAUUGUGUAGAACACAUGAUUUAUAUUUUCUUAAAUAUUUAUGAUAGCAUUUUAUGAAGAUAUAUGUACGUACUAAGCAUUGUUUGGGGGGCUAAACUACGUACGCCAAUAAACCUCACAAUUAAGGGUUAUUAAGUAAAAAAGUAUUCUGCGCCUAUAAGUAAAAAAAAAGAAAUGAAUAAAAUUUUUAGUUUACUCAAAUGAAUUUGGCCUUAUUUGAUUUUUCUGCUAAUAAAGUAUUAUAUUCUUUUCGCUAAAGGAUACAUUGAGGCUACUUAAUUUUACCCCCCUAACUCUUCCUUAGUUCGUUCCUGUAAUAUGAUUAUGUUAUAAGUUUGAAUUACAAUUUGUAACGUACAUUAAAGUACUAUAUUUUUAAGUAACAUUUAUGAAUGUUUGCAUGAUUUUUAAUACACUAAUAAAACUAAUAUUUAUCUUUUAUUUAUGCUUUUUGGUGGUUGGAACUUGAAAUUCGAUUUCGAGCAUGUGAACUGAUUGAAACUAAAUUGCGUAUAAAUUUUUACCCUGGCCCUAAUGUUUUUCUUUUGCAUUAGUAUACAUGAUAAUUUUUAUCAGACAUUGCUAAAGGCAAUAUUUAUUUAUACGUAUAACAGUUACAGUACUAAAUCGAUGUUAAAACAAAUUAGAUACUAAUUUGUUUUUUAUAUGCUGAGCUACUUCUGUAAAUUCCUGCAAGUUGCAAACAAACAUAUCAAAAUUCU